Messenger RNA from Danio rerio (zebrafish), 5996 nucleotides. The record is from RefSeq and is a predicted model, not a curated record. NCBI's taxonomy places the organism in Eukaryota, Metazoa, Chordata, Actinopteri, Cypriniformes, Danionidae.
GGACUAAGCCGAAGGAAAAUGAGUGAAUGAUGCAUUGCAGAGCAUUUUUUGGAUACACUGUUCCUUUAAGUCUCCUUCUGUCAUAUAUAACAAAGCAAACAAACUACAAACUGGACGGUAACUAAACAUUUAUCGUGUUAAUGCUUUAAAACAGCGCUUUAGGGCGCAAAAUCGCUUAAUUAUCUGAUAAUGGACAAUUAACGUGCUGCUGGUGUGAAGAAGCUCUUUGUUGUUGUGCGCGCGCGCGUCGAUCGGACCAGAGCCUUGUGUCGUGACGUCACCGGCACCCUUUCCGACACUCGGAUUAAAGAUGGCGCCCUCUCAUGCGGUAAGAUGCUGUCAGCGGGGUUUAUCCUGGAUACCUGUGAUUUUCAUCAACCUGGUCGUUUGCUGGUCCUACUACGCGUACGUGGUGGAGCUCUGCAUCUACACAAUCCCGAACGUGAACGAGCAAGUUAUUUAUCUGGUAGUCUUUCAUGCUUUUUUCUUCAUGUUCAUGUGGUCCUACUGGAAGACCAUCAGUUCCAAGCCUACAAACCCCUCAAAAGAGUUCUGUCUCCCUAAGGCUGAGAAAGAGCUGUAUGAGAAAGAGGAGAGACCAGAGGCCCAGCAGGACAUCCUGAAGAGAGUGGCCAGAGAAUUACCUAUAUAUACAUUCACAGGAUCUGGGGCUAUCCGCUACUGUGACCGCUGUCAGUUGAUCAAACCGGACAGAUGUCAUCACUGCUCGACCUGCGACAAAUGUGUCUUAAAAAUGGAUCACCACUGUCCAUGGGUCAAUAAUUGUGUUGGAUUCUCCAACUACAAGUUCUUUGUGCUUUUUCUGGCCUACUCUAUGCUGUACUGCGUCUACAUCGCCGCCACAGUAUUGCAGUACUUUAUCAAGUUCUGGACCCUUUGCAGACGGAGGGCUAUAGAGCACUGCCCCGAGAAUCAGCUGCCUGACACUCAUGCUAAGUUCCAUGUGUUGUUCCUGUUCUUCGUGGCGGCCAUGUUCUUCAUCAGUAUCCUGUCACUCUUCAGUUACCACCUGUGGCUUGUGGGGAAAAAUAGAACCACUAUAGAGGCGUUCAGGGCACCGGUGUUCAGAAAUGGCCCAGAUAAAAAUGGCUUCACACUGGGUUUCCGCAAGAACAUCACCCAGGUGUUCGGAGACCAGAAGAAAUACUGGUGCUUGCCCAUUUUCAGCAGUUUGGGUGAUGGUUACACCUUCCCUACCCGCCUAGUCACUGUUGACGUGGAGCAUGGCAACAUUGAACACCAAACCAUUAAAUGCACUGUUGAUGGACAGACUAACGCCAGACCUCUGAGUGAGUCUCAGAAUCAUCUGCUCUGCAAUGAUGAGGGCCAGAAGGACAGCAGCAUGGCCGCCAUCGAGGUGUGUCAACCUGUUUGUGUUACCUUGGAGAACGAGUCCUAAUCCAGGAGUUUUCAGUGGCACUGGGACAUCUUUCCUCUCUUCAGGAUGUAUUGUUUCCUAUAAGACCUCACGUGGAAGACCGCAGAGCCCUCAGAUACAAUGCCUUAAGGUUAGCAUUAUUUCCAGGAAAGACCAGUGCCCUGGUGGAUGUUUAUGUAUCCGACUCUCAAGCUCUUCACACCAAACGGAUCUUCAUAACUCACUUUUCCAUUUGUCCAUCUGUCUGACCAAAAUACCCUAAGAUGACCUUCAAGUUUGAUUCUUAGUCCUAAAUACAAUGGUUAAUCUCGGGGACUGCUUUAUUUGUGUAGGCCAAAAACUCAGUCUGGCGUUUUUACCCAAGAUGCACUUUCGUGUGGAAUGGUUUUGCAGAUGUUUACGGAUCUAAAUUAACAUGUGCGAGUGCAAUGCAGUAUUUGAUCAGAAUGUGUUCAUUCACUACAGCAACAUCACCUCAACUAAUACUGUAGAUUAUGUAGUAGGUAUUUGUUUGAGUGAUAAUUCAGAAGAAAGUGCAAUGAGGCGUUUAAUAUUUUAGAUAAUUACAAAACUGGAACGCUUUAUAGUGUUUAAUAGCUACUUUGUUUAUACAUGUAUACACACACACACACACACACACAAAAAUAUACCCGAUAAUUAACACUGAGGUUUUUUGUUUUAGUUUAUGCCCAUCAGCAUUAUACUAUCAGCUUUGUGCCUUCAGUUCAAGGUUAGGAUUUGCAGCAGAGGGUGUGAAUCAUGUUAAAGGGAAAGUUCACUCAAAAAUAGGGUUAAGUAUCGUCACGAUUUUAUCGAUUCCACUUAUCGAUUUGAAUUCUUAUCGAUUCGCUUACCAAUUUUGAUUCUUAUCGAUUCCGCUUACCAAUUUUGAUUCUUAUUAAUUCAACUUACCGACUGAUUUAGAUUUUUAUCGAUUCCGCUUACCGAUUUUGAUUCUAAGCGAUUCCGCUUACCGAUUUCGAUUCUUAUCGAUUCCGCUUACCGAUUUUGAUUCUAAGCGAUUCAACUUAACGACUGAUUUUGAUUCUUAACGAUUCCGCUUACCGAUUUUGAUUCUAAGCGAUUCCACUAACCGAUUUUGAUUCUUAUUGAUUCAACUUACUGACUAAUUUUGAUUCUUAUCGAUUCCGCUUACAGAUUUCGAUUCUUGAUUUCGCUUACCGAUUUUGAUUCUAAGCGAUUCCGCUUACUGAUUUCGAUUAUUAUCGAUUCCGCUAACCGAUUUUGAUUCUUAUUGAUUCAACCUACCGACUGAUUUUGAUUCUUAUCGAUUCCGCUUACCGAUUUCGAUUCUUAUCGAUUCCGCUAACUGAUUUCGAUUCUUAUCGAUUCUGCUUACCGAUUUCGAUUCUUAUCGAUUCCGCUUACUGAUUUAGAUUCUUAUCGAUUCCGCUUACUGAUUUUGAUUCUUAUCGACUCUGCUUACCGAUUUCGAUUCUUAUAGAUUCCUAGUUUCAAUCCCAUUGUAAAACAUCAUUGCAAAAUCCUUUAGGCCCUGUUUAUUAAGGAAUUUGUUCAUGUUUGUUAACCUUGUUAAUGGAAAUUAAGUUUUUCAUGUUCAUAUUUUCAUGCUCGCAGCUCAUUAACUAAUGCAUUUGGAUUUUAAUAAUGCGUUAGUACAUGUUAAGCUAUGAUUAAAAAAAUGAUGAAAAUGUAUUAUUCAUUAUUAGGUCAUGUUAGUAAAAUACAUUAACUAAUGUCUACAGCGUGACCAGCGGGCAAAGGAGACACAUAAGGUUACUGAUGCAACUUUUAAAAUUUACAAGAAAAAUAUCUUAUUAACAGUUCCAGAUCAAUUAAACACUUUAUGAACAUGCUAGUCUACUUCAUGCAUUAAAUAAUUUAAUUAUGAAUUACAUCAUAAAGUACAUGUCUAACAGACGGGGAAUAAAGGUUUUACAGUUUUAAUAUGUAUAUGCUUAUUUUAACACAUUGAAAGUAAUUUAAUUAUAUAUAACUGUUCAAAAACAAUUUGCAAAGGAUCAGGAAUUUAUCACACAUGCAAAAAAAAAAAAUAAUAAAUCACGUUCAUCGCCAUCAUGUCACUUUUUCGAGGUUAAAUUCGCCUCUGUGAAUGCUGCUUUAAAUAGAAUAAAUGUAUUAAAAGCACAUUAAAGACCAUGUACAUGAAAUAAAGCAUUUACAAAGCUGUAUCUGAUGGGAAAACACCAAUUUAUGGGCGCUGCAUGGCUUUCAGUUUGAAUAGAAUGAAGCAGACUUAAAAAAAAAUUCUGUAAAAUUUCAGAAGAAAAAGAUUAAACAUAUUGGGACCGUAAAAAAAGAACAUUUUAAUACUUCUUACAUUUUCUGAGUUUAUUGCAAUGAUUACACUUAUCUUUGUUAUCGUUUUCACCACAUGUAAUCUUUUGAGCACAUGGACUGAAAGAUGUGUAAUGGGUGUGAGAGGGAGACAUUUAAAACAUGCAGUGUUGGUGCUCCUCCAGGAACAUGGUCGAGAAACACUGGUUUAGAUUAUAGCUAAUUUAAGGUUAAUUUUAGGGCGCGACAGUUCCUGGCAGAUUGUCUGUGAAGAAAUAAUAAUGUGUGUACAUACAGGAAUCUAAAUUUUUAUUUUAUAGCAAGUGUCCGAUUCUUAAUCUAAGUAUUUGAUUUUUUACGUUUAAAUAUUCGAUAUAUUUAAAUAUAUCGAUUCCCAACCCUACUCAAAGAUGAAAAUGGCCUAUUCAUUUACUCAACCCAGACUAUGGGAGAUGUAGGACACUUUCAAAACUAAAUGAAAUCAAUGCAUUUAUAUUAUUAGUUAUUAUUUAUGUAUACAUUCCAAGUUGACUUGUAAUUUUUGAAUCACCAGGGACCACAACUACAGCAAAAAAAGUCAAAUAAAAUAAGUGUGCAGUUUUGGGUGAACUCUCUCUUUAUAGCACACCUGAGGUUUCUAGAUAGUGUAGCACAUGCAGCUCAGAAGGAACUCAACCUUUAGCAAGUCAGAGCUAAUAGUUUGAGUUCUGAUAUUCCAGUUUGAAGAUUUGUUUGUGUAAUGUUGCUGUACUUUUCACUGAGGUGUUUACAGCGGCACCGUCUUCAUUUAUUCCUCUCUUCUUAUUACUCUGACCUCAUUCGUGACUGGGAUACUUGCAUAUCUCUGCUUGGAAAAACGAAUACCCAUAACUUCAGAGUUUACGUUCGUUGAGGUUAUUGAAUUGUGUUUGUGCUGAACUUUUAUUUUCUUUAUGUAGUUUUACAGAAUUGUCUAUUUAAGUUGCCGCAUGUUUAUAUGAAGCUUAUUGAAAAGCAAAGACGGUCUGGAUGAAGGUUUAAUGAUGUCACUUUAAAGUAACAGUUCACUCAGAGAAAAAAAGUCAAUUCUGUCUUUUAUUUAUCCUCUACAAACAAACCUGCUGGAGUUUCUUUUUAAUUCAAUUGAUGAUAUUUUGAAGAAUGUUGGAAAGUUUUUCGCUGUAACUUCCAUAGUACUUUGUUUAAACCAUAGAUGUCUAUGGCUUCUGUAUUCAAGAAAAAAAGAAACUCAAAGGUUUGGAACCACAUGAGGCUGAGUAAAGGACACAUUUAUACUGAAUGAUUCAAGUGAUCCAAUUCAAAAUAUUUAUUUUUCUCUCCUCAUAUUACACGAGUUGAUUAUGGUUCGUGUUUAAGCAGAAAAAAAAAACUUUUGUCAUAAACUACUAAAUCAACUGAUCAUUAAGUGCUUAUCAACAGUGUUGAGAGCAAUAAAUGUUUAAAGAUGCAUUAUUAAAUGUAAACGGUAAAUACAGGAAUGGUGAAAAAGCACUAUUUUAUUAUGGCAGCUGUCAGUCAGUGCCUGCUUUUUUUUUUUCCUCAUACAGUUUAAUGCAUCUUUGGUGCGUGUACUAGUGUACAUGCAGAUAUUGGACAUGAGCCACUUUUUAAUCAGACCCUCUAGUUUGUUUGCGAUCGCUAAAUCCAACACAAAAAUCAAGUCACAAUUUUUAAGCGGAAAAUAAUAAUUAAAAAAAAAAAGUUUAAAUGUCAUAAAACAUCCAAUUCUAACCCAUAUAGAUACUAUAAUUAUUUCAGUUUGCAAUUAAUUGCUUUACAUGAUUUAUAGAUGUUGCAUACGCAGAGCUCGUGAUGUAUUUGCAGAAAUUCCAUGUCUCCUGGGAAUCUAUGCAUAUGCGGGAGACUGCCGGAGGCUUAAAAACAAAUGAUCUCUCGGAAAUCGCGCGUCCCAAAUGGUGUCUCACCUGCCCCUUAUGUAUGGCUGGCAGCCUAAUAUAAUGUGCUUCAAAACAAUAAUUGCGUUCAUUUGACUCUUUCCUUGUACCAUAAGUUUGAUAGCAAUAUUUUCUAUUUUUAUUAAAGUAAGGGAAGUCCAAACGCAUGUCUUAUGUGUGAGGUACAUGAUGUCAAGAUUGUGGGUAAAAAUAAAAUCGCUAACCUUCCUUUGGCUUAAUUCCUCACAUUUUAGAUCUUGUUUUGACAAGAGACCAAAAUAAAGAAGCUUUAUUUCUAUGACUUGUGCAUAGUAGGCUACUGAAUGUGAUACAUUUUUUAUAAAUUUAAAUUUCUGGAAAUGACCACCACAAAAUUAGUCAUUUUAAUCGCAAAAAUCACAAACAAAUUGUAAAAAAAAAAA